This is a messenger RNA of Tarenaya hassleriana, 1727 nucleotides long. RefSeq lists its product as uncharacterized. The record is from RefSeq and is a predicted model, not a curated record. The coding region runs from base 57 to 1538 and encodes 493 amino acids. Gene Ontology annotation, biological process: DNA replication; nucleotide-excision repair, DNA gap filling; DNA synthesis involved in UV-damage excision repair. Lineage: Eukaryota; Viridiplantae; Streptophyta; Magnoliopsida; Brassicales; Cleomaceae. The transcript has 8 exons. Gene Ontology annotation, cellular component: delta DNA polymerase complex; nucleus. Gene Ontology annotation, molecular function: DNA-directed DNA polymerase activity.
GCCAGCCAUUGACGAGAGCACCGUCCCAAAUCUGCGAGAGGAAGAGGCGGGAGAAGAUGUCCGAAACCGAAACCCUAGCUAUCCUCGACGAGAUCGAGUCUCUUGUCUCCGAUCAUCUUCAAGUGGUAUCCUACAAAUGGCUGAGUCGAAACUUCUUGGUUUCAUCAAAUUCUGCAAAGAGGCUGCUUAAAGAGUUCGCUGAGAAACGCGGGAAUGGAUUGGAAGUUAUAUACACUUUAUCUGGGUGGCUAAAGAAUAGUCCUUCAGAUUAUCACAUAAGGCUUGUAUCCAGCUCUAAACUUUCAGAAGCGGAGAAAGAUUUCAAUGGAAAAUACUCAGUUCAGGUCUACAGUGUUCAAGCAAGUGUCCCAACAGAUCCAGCAGCACUGUGGAAUGCUGAGUUUGUGCAAACAGAGGAGCUCUUCAAGCAGCCUUCUGAAGUUGAUAAUUGCUUGAGAAAUAAUAGAUUCUGUGGCGUUUCCAAUUCAUUUGUAAAGCGUAAUGUGGAGGGCACUGUUGUGAAUGCUUGUGCACCACAAACCAAAACUGUGGCAGCGCCAUUAAAGCAAGAGAAGAAAUUUCAACAGCCAAGCCCCAAGGUUGGUGUUCAAUUGCCUCCAGUUCAAGACCAGUCCUUGAAAUCCUCCUCAGACAAAGAAAAAGUCCCUUCUGUGCCUCUUAAUAAGGAGGGACAUGAUCAAAAGAGCUCGUCUGGAACUGGGAGUUCGUUGACGAACUUGUGGGGCCGUGCAUCUUCAAAAUCCAAAAAUGACUCUACAAUGGCAGAUGACAAAAAUGGUAUUUCAGAUCGUUCAGUUGGUGCAGAGGCCCAGAUAGCUACCCAUGAUGCCAUUGAUGACGACGUCAAUGAUGACAAAACUCAAGAUGUCAAAUUCAGGAGAGCAUCAAAACAAGAUCAUAGGAAAAGGAAGGUAAUAUUUGACCUCUCAGAUGAAGAGUAUGAAGAUGCAGUCAGCUUAGCGUCUCCUGGGGUUCCAAAGGCAAAAUCAUAUGCAGAUGGCAAACAAAGUCCCAGAGAUUCAAGCGCUGUCGAGAUGGAAAUUGAUGAACCAAAGGUCAAGGAAGAAGACAUGAGAAAAGCUGCUUCUGUUGAAUCUUCCGGUGUCAGCAAAAAUGGUAAUUCUAAUACUUCAUCCUCGGAGAAGAUUCAAGCCAUCGGUUCUGAAGGCAAAGCAAACUCGAAGGAUAAAACGACUGAAACCUCUAAUUCCCUGAAAAGGAGAAAGGUUCUGAAGACGCGGAUUGAUGAACGUGGGAGAGAAGUGACUGAGGUAGUCUGGGAGGACGACGAGACAGAAGUAAAGAAAGGAAAAACGGAUGCAGAGAAGAAAGAAGAAAGUAAUACAACCAAGAAAAUAAGCGGCGGUGAAGGUACAGACGCAUCCAACAGGGCUGUUGCAGGGAAGAAGACCCCGACCACCACGGGAAACGCAGGGGCGAAACAGGGAAGCAAGAAAGGCGGGAGCGCGAAAGAUCCGAAGCAAGGGAACAUUCUAUCAUUCUUCAAGAGGGUUUGAUGGUCCUUCUUGCAACCCCUUGGCCUCUUUUCUUGAUUUGCCCCCUUUGUCUCUGUUGUGUUAGAUGCUUCUUUCUUGCUUGGGUUUUGUGCUCUCAACGAGACAAUGGUGUUUCCAUUCACUUCACUUGAAAAAGAACAGAUAUUGUUCAUUAGCUGAGAUCAGUAAAGUUAGGAUGUUCCAAGCAAA